Mercenaria mercenaria is the source of this 1033-nucleotide messenger RNA. RefSeq lists its product as uncharacterized. The record is from RefSeq and is a predicted model, not a curated record. The transcript is spliced from 4 exons. Gene Ontology annotation, molecular function: calcium ion binding. NCBI's taxonomy places the organism in Eukaryota, Metazoa, Mollusca, Bivalvia, Venerida, Veneridae. The coding region runs from base 173 to 592 and encodes 139 amino acids.
AGCAUGAACAAAAAUCAGUGCACGCCCACUCAUACAUCACGUUUCAAGUCUAGCUGUUUGUAAACCGCAUUUGCUAAAGUGCAGUGAACGUGUCUGCAUUCAUUACCUUAUCUGGGAGUUGCACGUCAGGAGUUUGUUUUAGUUUGUUUUAAGUAAGUUCUCUCGCUGAAAGAUGAAAUUGACUAGAGAACAAAUUGAAGAGUUCUGGAGAAAUGCAGACAAGAAUCAAGACGGCAAACUAACGGUACAGGAAAUUCAACUAGCGAUCAAGAGAUACGAUCAACAUAUGACGGAUAGCGCAAUUGCGGGCAUAUUCUGUGAUAUUGACACUGACAAUGAUGAUAAAAUCACCAAAAGGGAAUUUGUUGAUCAAAUGUCGAAGUCACGAGCGGAUGAUCUUGCCCAGUUAUGGAGGAAGUACGACACGGACAGAAGUGGAGAACUUUCAAGAGGCGAGGCUAUCGAGCUGAUUAAGGCCUACUUUCCUGCCGACAAGUGCAACUCGGUUAUUGGAAAAUUCCUGCAGUUUAGUGAUCGGGACGGCAACGGUGUGAUUACAAAAGAAGAAUAUGACAAUUUCUUUUGUCAGUAACAUAAAAUUAAUGAUAUUUUUAAUACAUGGCCUCAAAGCGGUUUUCUUACUUGAAUACUGUUUUUUUUUAGGAAAAUUUACGGUUAUGUAGAUAUAUGCAUAUAUAUUUAGACGCUUUGUAAACCGGUACCUGUUUUUUAUACGCCAAGAUAUUGAUACUUUUGAAAUGAAACAGCCAUUUGACAGCGCAAUUACCAGUCUAUAUAUGAUGAAAUGGAGAAAAAUUAUAAACUACAAAUUGAAACAUGUUGGGAGAUAUAUUUUUAUUGAAAUAUUCUUGUGAUAUUCCACUACGUCUUUUAUGAAAAAAAAUGGUUCUGGAUGCUGAAUGCAAAAUACAUAAUGUCACCAAUGGAAAUGUGUAUCUGUUUAAUGCGUUACUUUAAACUGCGUCUUGCAUAUAUUUAGAUAGAUAUAAUAUAUUUUUUAUAAAAGCUUAAA